Messenger RNA from Penaeus indicus, 681 nucleotides. RefSeq lists its product as uncharacterized. Bases 1 to 681 code for a protein of 226 amino acids. The record is from RefSeq and is a predicted model, not a curated record. The transcript has 4 exons. NCBI's taxonomy places the organism in Eukaryota, Metazoa, Arthropoda, Malacostraca, Decapoda, Penaeidae.
AUGCAGCCCGACUGCGCGACCUCCCUUCCCGACUCCCCCGACAUUGUUUUUCGAUUCCCGACUGACAUCCCUGACUCUCCGACCUCCAUUCCCGACUCUCGCCCCGAUUCCCGACCUCCCUUCCCGACUCUCGUCCCGAUUCCCGACCUCCCUUCCCGACUCCCCUUCCCGACUCCCCGAUUCCCGACCUCCCUUCCCGACUCUCGUCCCGAUUCCCGACCUCCCUUCCCGACUCCCCGACUCCCGACCUCCCUUCCCGACUCCCCGACCAACUCCAAGAAAGUGCCCGACUGCGCGACCUCCCUUCCCGACUCCCCCGACAUUGCUUUUCGAUUCCCGACUGACGUCCCUGACUCUCCGACCUCCUUUCCCGACUCUCGCCCCGAUUCCCGACCUCCCUUCCCGACUCUCGUCCCGAUUCCCGACCUCCCUUCCCGACUCCCCGACUCCCGACUCUGGUCCCGAUUCCCGACCUCCCUUCCCGACUCUCGUCCCGAUUCCCGACCUCCCUUCCCGACUCCCCGACUCCCGACUCCCUUCCCGACUCCCCGACGAACUCCAAGAAAGUGGUUAGAGCAACGUGUCUCCCCCAGUUAUGAGUUAUUAAGUGAUUUAACAAUUAUUGUUUGUAUAAGUGAUUUAACAAGUGACUUUAGCAGAAGUGAUUUAACAAGUGACUAG